CGAAGAUGUCUGUGAAGGGAAGCGGAGGAAUAAUGGCAAACAACGACUGUUUUCAAGGUUUAUCUGUUACCAGUUAUCCAGAGAAUAUAGCUUAGGUGUUCUUCUUUUUUCUCAAAAGAAAUCAAUGCGAUAUGGAGGGCGAAGAAGAGAAAAACGACGUAGUGUACUCCAGUGGAGAUGAAGGAGGCGCUACAGUUAUGUCGGAAAGAGUGUCCAAUCUCGCUAACAGUAUUUACAGCGAGUUCGAACGAAUGAUUCAAAAAUAUGAUCAAGACGUUGUGUCAGGACUUAUGCCACUUAUGGUGUCUGUGUUAGAACAACUGGAUAGUGCCUAUGGAGACAACAACGAGCAGUUAGUUGAGUUGGAAAUAUUGAGUGAUGAUAACGAGCAGCUCAUUACUCAAUAUGAAAGGGAAAAGCAACUCAGAAAGCUGGCGGAAAACGUAAGUGGUAUAUGUUAUCUCCUCUUUAAUUAUUCCCCAAAGUAAAAUUAAUCCUUUAGUAUUUUACCGGCGAAUUUUUCGGUUAGGGGAAGCUAUGUCUUAUGUUUUUGUACAUAAAUUGUUAUAUAUAUCAGCCCCUCGUAUUUGAGAUUUAGUAAUAGUUUCUCUUUUCACACCAGCACAAAUAAUAGCAUUCUACCACUGGAAUUGGAAAAAUGUGUACAUGAGAAAUUUAUGUAUCUUUCUUUUGAUGUUAACUAUUUAAAUCAUUUUUUCUUGUACCAUUUUUGUUGUUCCAUUUUUGACAGUGCAUUUAGGGAAGGCGUUGUCUUUUCGAAAAUAAUAAUCUUGCUUUGAUUCUAAAGACUUCAGUGUUUUUUUUCGUUCCCAUAUUAUUAAAACCAUGUAAAUGAAAUUUCAUUUCACGGUAUAUUUACCACAGUCGCUGACUGUAUUUAAUGCUAAAAUUUGUUUCCAAUUUGAAAGUGCUAUGCAUAAAUUAAUGUGGCUAUUUCUUUAGGCCAUUUGGAAUUAUGUUAAAUAUUUUUUUGUGCAACAGAUACAUGCCUGGUCAUCAGUGCUUCAUGGGCUAGUAAGAAAAAAAGUUGUUAAGCACCAAAAAUUUUAAGAUAUUGAGAGUUUUUGUCAUGUUUGGCUGAAAAUUAUUAGAGGAUGAUGGCUAGGACAUAAUUAAGUAGUAUAAACAUUUACUUAAAUUAUUGUGUUGUCAAACUGUGCGUAUACCUUUUAGCCUUAACAGCAAACUGUAACCGAUACCUUGAGAUUAUUUCAUCAUUAUAAAUAGAAGCUGGUGGUUUCUCUGCCAACUGUUUGGUUAUAUUUUGCUGGUUAUUAAUGGUUGAAAAAAUUGUACUGUUAAUAAUGUUAAGAUUUAUCGAUGUCAUGUCAUGCUUGACCUGGUUUAACCUCAAUUGGUACAAUAUUUUGCCUUAAUUUACAAUCCACCCAAAAUAAACAGACAAUUACAUGCAAGUCUGUGGGUUUUAGUUAACAAGGCCCUUGAUGGAAUAAUAUUUUUAUGGGGGAGUGUGAAACAAUUUUUAAUUAGUGUCAGUAAAGAAAUGAGAGGUAACAUAAGAAAAUAUUUAUUUACUUUUAUUUCAGAGAUAUCUGGAGAUAGAGGAUCAGAUUGAAGCUGAAAAGAGAGAAUCUCACAAGCAGAUUGAUACCUUAGAGCAUGACAAUAAAAGUCUGGAAUCUCGAAUCAAAAGUUACCAAGACCACAGUUAGUGAUAUAAAAUAUUUUAGCAUAUCACUGUAGUCUAAAUAGUGACUUAAAAAAGUCUCUUUUGUGCUGACAAAAUUUCUUAUUUUAAGUUGAACGGCAGGAUGAAAGGAUAUCAGAGAUGAAACGUGAAUAUCAUACUCUUCAUGAAAGACAUUCAGAGGUGAGUCACCUUUUGUUUGGGUGAUGUUUUGACCUGGAAAACAACAGACUACUGUCCUAAUAUAAAAUGUCAUGGCUUGGAAAUAACCACAAAGGGGCAAGAAUAGCAAAGUCCGUGAAAAACUGUUUUUAACCAGGUCCUAGUGGAAUGUUGUGCUUAAUAGUCAGUAUGUAUACAUGGCAGGCCUGACUGGUAUUAUUUUGUGGUCAAGUAAAUUAACCCAACUAACCUUAUCUUUGAGUUAAGGAGUGACUGUUCUUUAGACAAACUGACAAGGCCCAUUGGGCUAAUCUAUGUGAAGGCAAAAGAAUACUAAUCAAGUCUGCCAUUUAUGCAUAGGGUGCAUAUGAACCAAUCCUAACUACAUUUCUAAUUCAUAGUUGCAACAUUGUAAGUCACUAAAUUUACGUUUUUUCAAAUAUUUUGUGUCUCUUUGAAAAUGACUUUUUAACCCAUCAGUACAUGGUUCAUACAGGUCCUGGGAUUUUAUUUUCACAUUUUGAAGGACUCAAAAGUCCUAGAAAAAGACUACAGGUCUUGAAAGGUCCUGAAAAUCUGCUUAACCCAAGCAAUAAAGGUUUUAGAAUAUAUGUUAAAGGAAAUGUAUGUAGACUAUAAGGAGAAUUGAUUUUGAAAUCUUGGGAAUGAAGGGUUGAAGGUGAAAUGUGGUGUCCUAAAAGAUCAAUCUGAGUUCUGGAAAAGUCCUUGAAAUUUGUCUCAGUCUAAAAGAGGGUGAGAACCCUGUCAGUAGUCUGUUACAGCUGUGAUUGUGAACUUGGCUGAUCUAGUUACUGACAAUGAGCUUCACAGGUAAUAAUUGUUUGACAUAUGAGUGGCAUGCGUGAAGCAUUUGAUCAGGGCUAUGUUUAAAAUUAAAAAUUUAGUCAGGCUUAAACUAAAAAUUGUUUUUUUCUGCAAAUUUGUGUCAGUUACUCCAUCAACACAUGGAGCGGCUGCAGAGAGAGGACAGAAAAGGUUCAGGCUCCACAGCAGAUACACCAUCCAGGACUCCUUUUAGGUAACAAUCAUAACUCACAGUGAACUCACAAAUGAUUCCCUAAUCUUUCAGUAUGAGCUUGUUUUUGUGGGAAGUUAGUUUUCAAGGUAUGAAUUUUUCCUUUGUUGUUGUCAAUCUCUUCACCGUUGGUGAGUAGUGUAAUUGAGUAUCUGGAGUCUAUUGAGGAUAUUAAGUACUUUAGGAAGUUUUCAGAAGUCAAAAAAUGUAGUGAGAGGUCAUAGGACUGAAAUUGGAGAUCCCACCUGAUUGAAAAGUUUUGUGGAUCUUCCUAAGUCAAUGUAGUUAAUAUGUUUUCUGUUGUUUGGCAUUGAGUACUUGCUAGAUUUAAUCCUUUACUCCUUUCACUUCCAACAGACCAAGAACUGUCUCAACAGACUCACCACGCUCUCCCAUUGGAACACCUGUCAACUCUUUAACAGAUUUGCUACCUGGCACCUCUCCAGGAGGACCCAAGAGCAUUGAUGGUGACAUGGUUGUACCUCCAUCACCUCACAGAGGAGACAGCAAUGAGAUGUCACUUGAAGAGGAACAACUUGCUGGUAAAGGGAAAGGUUUGUAGCCUUCUUUGUUUCUUUUUUCCUUGAUUUUGUCUGUGAUUGCUCAUGAAUUGCCGAUUAAGCUGAGGUGAGUAUUUACUCGUGAAUAUACAUGUAACACCUUAUUUAAGAGUGUAAUUCUUAACAAUUAACACUUGUUCCAUUUCUACCUUGCAGGUAGUGAGACUGAGAAAAAAACUGGUGUUGGAGAAGUUUCUCCUGCUGCCCAAAAUGUUCAUGGAUCUCCUGGUAGUGGUUUUGUUGCCAUAAGUGGUGAUAAGCUGGAUAGUAACAGCAUUGGAGACAUUGUGAAAGGCUCACCAUCAAACACAACCAGUUCACUACAGAGUUUAAAUACAGGAACCUGUCACCUUACAGAUGUUGACAACAUGCCAAUCAUGACAGUGACUGAUGUUGAAAGAGUGAUUUCUGGAGAAUCUCAAACUCCUCCAGAUGGAAGCUUUGUUCACCUGAGUAAUGAUGCUGCAGCCAUCAUGGCCUCCACACCUGAAUUGAUACCUAACGCUGGGUCUUCACCUGUUGAUGUGAUUAGGAGAGAGGGUAGCAGACAGGGUGGAGAGCGCCCCAUAUCUUUGGAUCUGGAGACACUUCCUCAAGGUGUCAGUGCACAUUCUUUGUUUGCUGAGCUGUCUAUUCAAGAACCUGACAUCAUUGGGCAGGUAGACACUGGUGCAGACAUCACUGCAAUGGUUGGAGAACUGGACACAGUGUUAAAAGAGAAUAAAGAAUUGCUGACUGCAAAGUAAGCGUGUGAAAUUGAGAGUAUCGUGGACAAUAUCAGUUUUUCUUACUGGUGUUUUUGCAAUUUAAUUGCAGGACCAAACUUGUUACUCAAAAGAAUGAUCUUCUGAAAAGAGUUGAAGAGUUGUCCAAGUAAGUCUUUAUUGAUCAAUACUUACUAUUUUCUGAUUUGUUUAGGUAGAUAUUAUUUUGAAUUUUUUUAAGGUGAUGGUUUUGUUUAUGCCUUGUUGUGUUAAGGAGGUCUGUUCAUCUUUAAUGAGCCACAUUUUUUUAAUUGCACUUCCAACUUUUUUGUCUUAACCUCGAAAUUUGUGGUUUGUAGUUCUGUUCUGAAUUUUCCUAAUUCAUUUUCUUUUUGCUUUUUUUAGUGAAAAGGAACUAGCAAGAGAGGAAGUGAUAGCACUUCAAGACACCAAGAGUCGUUUAUCACAGCACAUCUCAGAGAUUGAACAGGAGCUGAAAAGGUCAGAACCAAUUCCUUGUUUUGAGAUGUAACUAAUUUAUAGACAGUUUUAUCUUGCACCAUAAAAAUGCAAAAAAAAAAUUAACCUGGCUAACAUUCAACCCUCACACUUGCUGGAUGCAUUAGCUAAUGUUAUUUUGAACUGUCAAUCCCAACUUCUAAAAUCCUACUCAUUCUGCAGACUUUUCAAGUUACUGUCGUAAUCCUCAUGUAGGCAUAACCUGGGAAAAUUUCAAUUAAAAUAGACUGAGUGAUCCUUAAAGCAAUUUUUAUUAUUAAUAUUGCCUCUGUGUUACUCUGACUAUGAUUUUAUUUUGUUGCUACUUGUUCUGUCACAAAUUUUACAGGUAGAAUUUGUUUUUGCUGAUCAGAAAAUUUAAAGCAAAAUCUCCUGCUUGUUUACAGGGUGAAAAUGGAUGCAGAAAAAGCUACAGUGGCUUUAAAAGAGGUAAACCACAGACAAAACAUUAUUCAUGAUUUGAGGAGAUAUAUAAAUGAAUUUGUUUUUCUAUGGCAUUUUUUCAUUCAUUUGCAAGAAUUGCAAACAAAUUUAUCUGAUGUCACAACAAGUGUUGAGAAGUAACAAUGAAUUGUUUAUGCAUUUUGAUUUGAUAAAAAUAUUUGACUUAAUCAUUUGUAGGCUAAUGUGUCAGCAGCUCAUCGAAAGAGGUUUACGCGAGUUGAGAUGGCCCGAGUAUUGAUGGAAAGAAACCAGUACAAAGAAAGAUUGAUGGAAUUGCAAGAGGCUGUAAGAUGGACAGAAAUGAUCAGGUAAUUUCAGGCAAGAAAUGAUCACUUAGUCUGUAAUAACUCAAUGAAUGGUGUGAAUAAGUGUAGAGAACAGCAUGACUUCAGAUACAGUUGAAUUAGUCUAUGUUAAUUAGUAUUUAUCUGAUAGAUUGUUAGUUUGUUGAGUCCUUAUUUUUGCAGUACCAAUGACUUUUUUUUUUAUUUUUACACUGACCAAGCAAUAUUUAUUUAUUAAUUUCGUACUUCUUCUAUUUAUUUAAUGAUGAUGAGUUCCAUUAUGUAGUACAUCACACAGUUGAGAAUUUAAUAAUCUAAGAAAACCAACCCAUCUGUUUUCAGAGGAAAUGGUAAACUUAAUUUGAAGUGUCUCAAUGAAAGUGUUCCUUUUCUUCUUCCUAGGGCAUCAAAGGAGAGAAACCUUGAACUGCAACAAAAGAAGAAAUCAUCCAUUUGGAAAUUGUAUGUUGCUCAUUUGUUUUUAAGAUUCAGGAUUCUGAUAUUUUUCAAACUUGUGCAUAUCUGAAAUCUAAAGUAACAAACAUAAUAUGUUGAAUCAGUUUCAGCAAUCUUUUUGGACCCUCGCCAAAGAAGCCUGCCCCAACCAUGGUCAGCAUCAGGUACAACUCCCCUCAGGGGGAGGGAGAGUCAUCUCCUUCAUCUCGACGUAGCAGCUCUGUAAACUCAGGAUCUACAGGCUCAAUUGCAGUCGCAAGUGGUGGAGGAUUUGGUAGUGAGAAGUGAGAAACUUUUCUUAUUAGCAUCUAGUUUCUACUUACAUUACAAAUGUAUUUUGUUAGCUUUGAUUACCAAAAAAUGAAAAGUAAUUAAGGUUAGGUUUAUAGAGUAAACUGUGAGUUCUGGCCUUCUUUCAGGAAACUUACCAGUGUUGAAACUGCAUGAAAGGCUAUGAUGUAAUGAAACCCACUCUAAGGAAGAAAUUAAAAGCCCAGAAAUCUGGUUCCAAAAUGAUUUUCUGUCAUACUCACUCACUGUUCUCAUCUUUUAGCUUUGAUCGGCAGCGACUUGUGGAGAGAAGGGAACGCUACAGACAAGUGAGGGCAUUUCUCAACUCAGGUGAUAUUAUAAAUCCUCCUCAUUUUCUAUGCUUCUAUCUUAUGUACAUAAUUCACAAACAGAUGGUGUUUUCCAUGCAUUAUCAAUCCUCAAUGUCAGAGUUUUUGUUUGAUUUCAGAUGUUGCUGAGGGUCGCAUGCAAGCUUAUGGCUGGAGUCUUCCGGCAAAAUACUCAACAGAAGUUGCAGAAGGAGGAAAAAGCCUGGUGUCUGUCCCUGUACCAGUUUAUUGCAGGCCUCUUAAUCUUAAUGACCCUGGGAUGAAAGUAUGUUUGCCUCUUAAAAUCAAUUAUCAAUAUUAAAUCAGUGAAUGUUCUUUUCAUCCUCAAACAAAGGAACUAGUUGUACACUUUUAUAGUUUCUAUUUAUCAUAUUGAAAGAACAAGUACUAAACACAGUUGUAAUCUUGAUGCAGAUCUGGUGUGCAGCUGGCGUAGAUUUGUCUGGUGGGAAGACACAAGAUGGUGGUUCAGUCAUUGGUGCAACUAGUGUAUUUUACACAGACAGUGUGCGUGACCAAGAUGAAACAGGAAUGGACCCAAAGCUGGAGCCAAAAGUGUCUAUGGUUUGGAUUGGCAGCAGCACACACUCAUGCAGUAAGGUUACUGUUGUUGAUGCUAAUUACCCUCAGAACAUUCUGGAUUGCUUUAUAGUGUGUACAUCACAUCUAUUGUGCAUCACUCCUGUGCCUGGUGCAUCAGAAGGGGAUUAUCAGAGUUCGGAAUGGAAAGUUGAAGGUAAAGAUUAUAUCUGUUUCUUUGCACACUUAUUAAUCCAAAUUGAAUAGUCCUCAUAGAUGUUUAUUAGAAGUGAUUUUGAACACAGAUAACAAAGCAUUAUUCUUACUUAAAGGGUUUAUUUUUUGUAGUGCAUCAAUAAACACAUACCACAAAUGUAGUAUAACUGGAUUUGCAGAGUUGGUGUUAGAGUUACUUUUCCUUCAUUGCAGACCCACUACAGACAAACCCUGACAAAGCUGAUUCCACUGAGGGUUCAGGAUUCAGUGAUCCACUGGGUACAGUUAAAACAGACUCUUUUGAUACUUUGCAAUUUUUAGACAAUUGAAGACAUCAUUUCUGUGAUUUUUAAUGGUACAUUGUGUUGUUUGUGAUAUGUUCAGGAGUACAAACAGCCCAAGGAUCAGAUGGACCAACAGUAACAGACAUCACAGCUGGUGAAAGUACAUCACCUGGAGCCGCACCAGUUGAAGGAGUUGAGAAAAUGAGCAGUGUAUUACCAACCAUGUGGCUCGGAGCACAAUCUGGCUGGUAAGUCACAAAGUGUGUGAAUGGUUUAUGAUAUACGAGCUGUUUCUUAAUGAGAGUGAAUCUGUCUUGAUCUUUAUUUCUUUCUGUCUGUCUGUCUGUCUACAAGAUAUUCUACUAAAGAAUGGGUCAUGUGUACAAUAUACUGUUGAAUGAUUCCUUUGCAGUGUGUAUGUACAUUCUGCCAUUUCUGACUGGAAGAAAUGCAUCCAUUCCAUUAGACUCAAGGACUCAGUCCUCAGUAUAGUGUGAGUACAUGAAAAGCAAUAACAAAAGUAACUGCAUAAAAUGAUAGUCUUGAAAAAGUCUGUCAGGGAUCUACCAGCAAGUUAUGUGCCAUCAACGAAUAUUAUCCCUCUUUUGUAACAUAACAUGAUCAUCAGAAUUUAAAUAAUUUGCUUCUAUUGUUAUCUUCUGCCAAACUUUAUAUUGUAGAUAUGUGAAAAUCCGUGUCUUAGUUGCUCUUGCUGAUGGCACAGUGGCCAUCUUUCAUAGGGCUUCAGGUAUGUCUACCUUUGCUUUUGCCAUCUUUCUCUCCUUCUAUUCUGAUCAGGUUUAAUGUUUGGCCAUUUUGGUUUCUAGUAAUCAGAAAUGACCUUGUUAAUUUUAGAUGGUCAGUGGAACUUUAACAAUUAUCACUUGCUUGAUCUUGGCCGACCACAUCACUCCAUUCGGUGUAUGACUGUAGUUCACGACAAAGUCUGGUGUGGUUAUCGCAAUAAAAUCCAAGUUAUUCAUCCCCGCAGCAUGAAAGUAGAGGUAUGUUGUGUAGUAAAGUAACUCAGCACUCUGGUGUGUUAUGAGGAGAACUAAGCUUGUCGAAAGGCUCUCAUUCAGGAUGUGUGAGUCAAGGUGCUUUUGGGUCUUUUCCUUCCUCCCUUUUACAGUGCUCAGAUCUCUUUGUUCGUUUUUCUAAGUUAUUUAAUGCAUUCUGUUUCUCUUUCCCCACACUCAAGAUGAAGGCUUGUCUUUUCCAUGGGAAUUAUCACAACAAGUUUCAUGCGGGUUGACCAAUUGCUGUAACAUAGUAGUCGAAUAUGUUAAUAUAGCUUAAAGAUGGAAUUACUUUUAUUGUUUAUUUCCAACUGCCUUCAAACUAAGUGGUUUUGCUUUUGAAAAAGUUUUCUAACUAACCAACAACUCUGAAUAAUUUUUAAGAAAACAUUUGAUGCUCAUCCCCGACGUGAAAGUCAGGUUCGUCAGCUGGCCUGGAUAGGAGAUGGUGUGUGGGUGUCCAUUCGUUUGGAUAGUACACUGAGAUUGUACAAUGCACAUACUUAUCACCAUCUACAGGAUAUUGAUAUUGAGCCAUAUGUCAGCAAGAUGUUAGGUAAGUAUCUCCUGCCUACCUUUUCACCCAUCUUUUCUACCAACCCAUCUUCUCAUCCAUCUUACCUACCUGCCUACCUUCUCACCUAUCUAACCAAACAACCUUUCCAUCCAUCUUACCAACCUAUUCACCUUCUCACUGAUGUCACCUACCUACCUACCUAACUUCUCAUCUAUCUUACCAAACUACCUUUCCAUCCAUUUUACCCACCUACCCAUCUUAUCACCCAUCUUACCUACCUAACUUUCCACCCGUCUUACUUACCUACCUACCUUCUCACCUAUCCUACCUACCUACCUCCUCCACCCAUCUUACCUACCUACCUACCUUCUCAUCUAUCCUACCUACCUACCUUUCCACCCAUCUUACUUACCUACCAAUCUUCUCACCUAUCCUACCUACCUACCUCCUCCACCCAUCUUACUUACCUACCUACCUUCUCAUCUAUCCUACCUACCUACCUUUCCACCCAUCUUACUUACCUACCAACCUUCUCACCUAUCCUACCUACCUACCUUUCCACCCAUCUUACUUACCUACCUACCUUCUCACCUAUCCUACCUACCUACCUCCCCACCCAUCUUUCUUACCUACCUACCUUCUCACCCAUCCUACCUACCUACCUUCUCGCCUAUCCUAUCCUACCUACCUCCCCACCCAUCUUACUUACCUACCUACCUCCUCACCUAUCCUACCUACCUACCUCCCCACCCAUCUUUCUUACCUACCUACCUACCUUCUCACCCAUCCUACCUACCUACCUUUUCACCUAUCCUACCUACCUACCUCCCCACCCAUCUUACUUACCUACCUACCUCCUCACCUAUCCAACCUACCUACCUUUGAACCCAUCUUACUUACCUACCUACCUCCUCACCUAUCCUACCUACCUACCUUUCCACCCAUCUUCCUUACCUACCUACCUUUGCACCCAUCUUCCCUACCUACCUUUCCACCCAUCUUACUUACCUACCUACCUUCUCACCUAUCCUACCUACUUAACUCCCCACCCAUCUUACCUACCUACCUUUGCACCCAUCUUACUCACCUACCUACCUUCUCACCUAUCCAACCUACCUACCUACCUUUCCACCCAUCUUCCUUACCUACCUUUCCACCCAUCUUACUUACCUACCUACCUUCUCGCCUAUCCGACUUACUCACCUUUCCACCUAUCUUUCUUACCUACCUACCUCGUCAACUAUCCCACCUACUUACCUUUCCACCCAUCUAACUUACCUACCUUCUCACCCAUCUUACCGACCUACCUUUCCACCCAUCUUACUUACCUACCUUUCCACCCAUCUCACCUACCUACCUUCUCACCUAUCCUACCUACCAUCCUUUCCACCCAUCUUACUUACCUGCCUACCUUUGCACCCAUCUUUCCUACCUACCUUUCCACCCAUCCUACUUACCUACCAAACUACCUUCUCACCCAUCUUACCGACCUAUCUUUGCACCCAUCUUACUUACCUACCUUUGAACCCAUCUUACUUACCUACCAAUCUUCUCACCUAUCCUACCUACCUACCUUUCCACCCAUCUUACUUACCUACCAAACUACCUUCUCACCCAUCUUACCGACCUAUCUUUGCACCCAUCUUACUUACCUACCUUUGAACCCAUCUUACUUACCUACCAAUCUUCUCACCUAUCCUACCUACCUACCUUUCCACCCAUCCUACUUACCUACCAAACUACCUUCUCACCCAUCUUACCGACCUAUCUUUGCACCCAUCUUACUUACCUACCUUUGAACCCAUCUUACUUACCUACCAAUCUUCUCACCUAUCCUACCUACCUACCUUUCCACCCAUCUUACUUACCUACCUACCUCCUCACCUAUCCUACCUUCUCACCUUCUCACCCAUCUUACCUACCAACUUUUCCACCCAUCUUACUUUCCUGCCUACCUUCUCACCUGUCCUGCCUACCCACCUUUCCACCCAUCUUACUUACCUGCCUACCUUCUCACCUAUCUUACCUACCUACCUACCUAUCCACGCACUGAUUUAUUUACCUUCCUACUCGCUCUCACCUUUUACUAAUCACUUACUACUCGCCUAUCCUCUCCAUCAACUUGCUCACUUGCUUAUCUCCCCGUCUACCAGCCUUUCUAACCAUCUCAGCUACUCCAUAUACAUUUUCAUUGCUUCCGCGUUUUAAUAAUUAGUGCAACUAAAUAUUUAACCUUUCUUGUUGAAUGUUACAGUACUUUGUUUUGUCUUUUACAGGAACCGGAAAAUUAGGUUUCUCGUUUGUACGUAUUACGUCGCUCAUGUUAACCAAUGACCGUCUCUGGGUGGGAACGGGAAAUGGUGUUAUUUUGUCGGUCCCAUUGGUGGCCGCACGUCCCGCAAGGGAUGACGGAGAAGCACAAACAAGUUCCCCGGGGACGGGAGGAACCGGAGGUCCAGGAGGAGCGGUUAGAGUGUACAGCAACGAAGGAAAAGAUGGAGACACACCAAGAGGCUCAAGCUUUAUGCCUUACUGUUCUAUGGUGAGUAUGGUAACAUUCGUGCAUCGAUGAUUGUUUUUCAUUGCAAUUCCAUCACCGUUUUUAACUACAGAGGAUGUCCUUUAGCUCUCUUAUUCCAAUUUUUUAUGUCUAAAGCAUGAGAGGCACACUUUCCCCGUUUCAAAAUGAAUUUUUUGUUUCAGGUUAACGCUCAGUUGUCCUUUCACGGUCACCGCGACUCAGUGAAGUUCUUUGUAGCCGUCCCAGGCUCUAUGAAGAGAGUCUCUCAACCAGCGCCAUCCAACAGAUCAACAAGUCCCAGUGGUCAACCUGCUAAGUCUAGCCCAGAGAAGACUGUGACCGAGUGCAUGCUUUUAGUGUUAUCAGGGGGAGAGGGGUACGUCGAUUUCCGUUUGGGAGACAACGAAGAGACUGCUUUGGAAGAGCAAGGUGGUGAUUUGAUAUCUGUCACAACUCGUGGUCAAUCAACCAAUGAGAGGAGCCAUAUUAUGGUUUGGCAGGUGUCGGUCACAUGAUGACUAUAGAUAUGGAAAGUGUAAGGUCCUGUUUUGGGGUGCAAAUAAGGUCAAAAGUGCAGUAGUGUUACAAUUUGUAUCACUGGAUAACUAACGCGAGGGGGGCCUCAGUAUAGUUUUGUGCAGACGUCUUCCAUCUCAUGGCGCUACAGAGGGCCAGCCAUGCCGUUACAGGUUACGUUUUACGAAAUAAUUGGAAAGUGACCGUGUCCUUGUAAGUCUAUGGGAUUAAAAUUGCUUCACAUAACAGGACCCACCUUUCCAAAGCAACAAAUAAGGGGUUAAAAUAGUUUUUUUCAAAACUCAUUUUAUUUGUAGAUAAACAGUAACACUCACAUUUCACGACAGCAGUGUAAUGGCACGUAACCCUUUCUCUCCCAAGUUCUCAUUAGUAAUUCUCCUCAGCGUCUGCCAUGCAAUUCUCAAGCUGUUAGUUCGGUGAAUUUGAUAUUGGAUCAACAAAUAAUCUUUGAAUUGUUUUUUUUCCCUCGACACUUGUCUGCUUGAUAUUGUAAGUAGAUAUUUUGUCCUGGUCACUUGUGAGAGUGAAAGCGUUUACUAAUUUCAUGGCACUUGUAUUAAAUAUACACGAAAGUUAAACGUAAUUCAGUUUUAGUACCUUUUGUAACUGAUUAAGUUCGUUGGUCUGGUUCGGUUUUUUUAAGUAUUUGUAAAUAAGUUUCCAAUAAUUUCCAGAGUUACGAAAUGUAUUUUUGGUGGUACGUUACUAAAUUAAGCAUUAAUGUUUACUAUUUUCCAAGGGUUAUUACCAAUAAUUAUUACUAUGUAACGAAUUUCAAAUCAAAAUAUAUAUCAGGUUUUACAAUUGUAAUAAAUUAGUGGAAAGAAAACCGACCUGAAAAUUAGAACGCGAAAGGUUUAAUUAAAACUCUUAUAAGCAUUGUUGACAUUUUAUUUUGGCGGCAAAGGGUAACAGUGAGUUUUAUUGCUGAAGAUUAAUGCGAAAGAACCUUGAAUAGUUCCUGUGGGUUUUCAUUUUUGUAAUCAUCGUCUAGCACCUAAAAUUUAAGAAUUUCUGAGGAUAUAGCCCCAGACUUAGCUGUUUUCCUUUUUAAUUAGAAAAAAAAAAUCUGUUCUACACACGCGACAACCGCAUUUAUCUUACCAAAAGGCAAUCCUGUGUCACGUGGCACGUUCAUCCAAUAGAAAAAGCUUAUUUCAAUCGCGGUGUAAAAAUUCCUGUUUUUGAAAAUGACUUUUUCUUGUUCUUGGCCAUACAAGGAAUGGUAGGACUUAGUGCUAAAGUUUGUUACAGAAAGUGCAAACGUUUAGUCUUUCUAAUAUUUUCAUUUAGAAUUGGCGCUGUUAAGGAAGACCUUGGAGCAUGAAAGGUGUCUGUAGCUAUAUUAGUUUACUCCCAAAAUUUUUAGGUUAUCAUAAGGUAUUUCGGUUUGGCUGAGGUAUGAUUAUCGAUCACUAGAAUUAGUGCGUAAACAAAAUGUUGGUAAACUUGUAUUCAAAAUAAUUUUCUCUAUUACUUGUGACAUUCGUUGUUUUCUGUAGUGUAUUGUCUUAAUGUUAUUAUCUUUCUGCCUUGACAGAAGGUUACUGUCGCCCCUGACACAAAGAGAUGUUUUUGGUCAAGUCCAAUCAAAUAUUACUCUCAGAUUUAAUUUAUUAUCAAUAGCUCGUAGCCUUGUUUGGCGUCCAAAAGAUAUGAUAGCUAACUUUAAUGAAGGUUAAGUAGAUUUUGAUUCUAUGUAUUUAUUUAUUGUCUGCGGUUUUGUCUAUCUGUUAUUUUGAACUGAUAAAAUAGAGGAUUAAAAACAGUUUCAGUUUAGACUCAA
Pocillopora meandrina is the source of this 13853-nucleotide messenger RNA. Lineage: Eukaryota; Metazoa; Cnidaria; Anthozoa; Scleractinia; Pocilloporidae. The record is from the annotation of a GenBank genome assembly.